AUGUAUAGCGAGUUUUGGCUAUUGGACGACCACCUAUCCAAUGAUAGCGGAAACGAAGAAAAUCAUGUAAUUAUCACCGUUGAUAAGGGCGUAAUGGUUGCAAGAGCAUUGACAGUCAGGCUCAAUGUGAGCGGUGGAUCGAGACUUUUGCAAUCUUUGACAAUUCUCGAUUACACACACGGAGUAGCCAGCACACUCAAGAUUGGCCAAACUGGCAACUUGGACAGCUUCAUCCAAUUCGUGUGUGGUGUAGUCUUCGGUUGGAAGGACAGCGAGAAGGGGGAACCGAUGGCGCGGGCCGGCUCUACAGACGAUGCCGGUCUUUUUGAUAACGAAGCUAAUGUCCGAGGCAAUAGCGACACGGAAGGCGAUACGCAAGCGGACGCGCUUGAUGACGGAGGCGAUCCGUGGCAGUAUGAAAACACAUUUCCUCCCGAACUAUGCUCGUCACCCGGCCGGGACGAGCAGCUGGACGAUGUGUGGAACUAUACCUCGCGAAGAGUGACUGAAUGCCACAACAUAGAGCAAACACCUUUGGAGCACCGAGUGCCGUCAUCAUCAACAGACGCAUAUCCCAAGGUCUCACAAAUAAGAGAAGGAGAAGAGAACGAGAAAGAGAGGAAGGUGGAACGACCAUACGAACUGCCAAGCACGUCAUCAGAGUCACCAGCAAACCACGGGUCGUCGUCCCAACCACGGUGUCUGUCGCCACGGCCGACAGACGUUACGUCAACCAACACCGCUUCACCGCCGCCCUCGACAGCAUCUCAGUCGGUCACGAGCCCCCAUCCGUCACAGGCUAUAUCGGAUUACACGACUCGUUCAUCAUCUGAGCUCUCCGGCGCCCAAGCAGAGGACAAAUCGUGCUCUUCGACCAAGCUGGGUUCGCCUACUGGCCCAGGGCUUAGCGAAGAGCCGGCUGGGGAUACGCAAAGGGGUGGCUUGGCGGCAGGCACUGGCUCAACUAGGAAGAGGUCGUUCUUUCACGAGAGUUACGAGGAGGAUGUGGACGAGGGACAUAAGCGCCGGAAGCGGAGAAUCUCAAGCGUAGAUCUCGGUUAG
This is a messenger RNA of Colletotrichum godetiae, 1062 nucleotides long. RefSeq lists its product as uncharacterized. The transcript is spliced from 6 exons. NCBI's taxonomy places the organism in Eukaryota, Fungi, Ascomycota, Sordariomycetes, Glomerellales, Glomerellaceae. Bases 1 to 1062 code for a protein of 353 amino acids. The record is from RefSeq and is a predicted model, not a curated record.